Molecule: messenger RNA, 932 nt
Organism: Corylus avellana
Lineage: Eukaryota; Viridiplantae; Streptophyta; Magnoliopsida; Fagales; Betulaceae
Source: RefSeq, a predicted model, not a curated record
AUAUUCAAAUAGUACUAUCUAUCUUUUUCUCUGAAAUGGCAACACCGAAUGAAUCCUCUGCUCUGGAGCUAAUCCGGCAGCACCUUCUCGGAGACUUCACCUCCACGGAUUCCUUUAUUACCAACCUCUGUGUUAAUACCUCUAAACCCUCUUCCUCCUACCUUCCGCUCAUCAAACUUGAGCCGGAAAGUUCCCAGUCGGAAUCUGAGUCCCACUCUCCCAUUUCGGAUCCGAGCUGCCAUAACCCAGAAUUCGAAGCCUCCAAUUUCGAAACAAAACGGUUGCUAAAGAAGGCCAGGCGGUCCGAAUCGCCUGAACCGGCUAAAGGGUCGGAGCAGAAGGCGUCUGAUUAUGGCGGCGGUCAGGGCAGGCACUACAGGGGAGUUCGGCGUCGGCCGUGGGGGAAGUUUGCGGCGGAGAUCCGAGACCCGACCCGGAAUGGGAGGCGGGUUUGGCUUGGAACGUUUGACACUGCUGUUGGUGCUGCCAAGGCCUACGACUGCGCCGCCUUCAAGAUGAGGGGUCGUAAGGCCAUACUGAACUUUCCUUUGGAGGCCGGCCAGUCUGCGGUGAACACCUUUGGGGGACGAAAGAGGAGGAAAGAGAACAGAGAGGUGGCGGUGCCGGAAUCCGACGAAGUGGCGGUGGAGAGUUGGAUGGUUUGGGAUCAAGCGGAAGAGGUAGAGGAGGAAGAGGAAGAGGAGAUUACUGUGCUUGAUGAUGCAGAUCAACGGUCAGGGUUGUCUCGAAAACCAGUUGUCACCACGUGUUAAUAUGCUAUUAGGUGUAUUUUGUAACAAAGUUAAAUGUUAAUUAUGUUAUGGUUCAUGCGGAAGUUCACGUUGUUCAAAUUGCUAAUAAUUCGAACAGUAAAGGCAAGCAAGUUAAUAUAAAAUGUCUACAUGUUCAUAUAAGUGAUUAUAUUUUUCUUA